AUGAGCGAAGCCGUGAACGGAUCGAAAGAGAGAGAGAUUUCCAAAGGCUUGGGCUUCCAUACUUUGAAUUCACUGGUUGGAUUUUUGGAGUCUGCGAAAGAGCCAGGUUCGCAUAAUGUUAAUGACAAAAAAAUGGGAAGUGCUAAUGGAAAAGAGAAAACUACUAGGAAGCGAAAUAAAGCUUGUAUAAGAUGCAGAAACCAAAAACUAAAAUGCCAAUUCACUGUUAACUCCAAUCUAUUGGCCUGCGAUCGGUGUCAAUCUCAAGGAGAAGUGUGUAAGUUUGAAACUAAAGUUGACGAUAAAGAGUGGAAAAAACAGGCGGAGGUAAGAAUGGAAAAAAUUGAAAAUCUCGUUUCAAGUUUAAUGUCCUCUUUUGCUGAUUUUCAAAAUGAGCAAAGAAACUUUAAAUCUGGUGAUACUAUUCCGGUUUCCAAAGAUCAAAAGUCUUAUCCCCUUCAUCCUUCUUCCGUCGAGAAGAACAAAAAAAGACGAAUAGGACAUUUUCAAGAUUUAGACUUAGCUAGGAAUGCAUUCCCCUCAGAGAAUGAAAUAUCCAUCAGUAAGUCUAUUCUAGAUGAAAAAGCUUCGUUGGAUGACGCGCAAAGUAUCAGAUCGUCCCUUACGUCAGAUCACCAAGACACUCAAAAAGGAGUUCUAUUCUCAGAUAAUUUUGAUAGCAACGGGCCAAAUUUACUUCCAAAUCAGUUUCAGUCUCCCGAUUCUUACGAACCGAUGGACUUGCUGCAAGUUUUUUACGAUGAUAAGAGGAUGGAUAAAUGCUUUUCAUUUUUUUGCACACGACUUGCUAAAUAUCUUCCCAUAUUCAUAUUUAAUUACAUUCCUCAUUUGACGCCGGAUAUAAGAAAAAAGUCUUCUUUAUUGUUCACCUCGAUUGUUGCUAUAUCAUCUUUGUUCCAUCCAAAGUAUCAACCAUAUCAUCAAUCGCUGCGCAAAGAGCUAGAGCUGCUCUUAUCUAGUCUUUCGCCGUCCACUUUGAUGAAUGAUGACGGGCUUCCUUAUGAUUUAGAUAGAAUUACAUAUGACAUGUUGGGAUGCAUUAUUGCAGCAGCUUGGCUUGGAGGUGAUUUGGGGUUUCGCUGCUGUCUUAUUGCGAGUGACUUAGCGGGAAGACUAAAUCCUGAGGUGCUAGAUGGAAUGCAUGUUAAGGAGCAUCAAAGACGAGCUAUAUUCGCUUUUAGCUUAACUAGCUAUAUUAUCGAGCGAAGGUUAAGAAUUUCAUAUGUGAGACCAUACCCUAUGCAUUUGAAGAAUGAUAAAUCUGUCAAAAGAGAUUAUUCUUUGCCCAGGUAUUUAAGUGAAAUCUUUGCUCAUAAUGAAAACAAUGUUGACUCAACAGAGUUGAAAUUGAAUGCUAAUGUGGAACUUUGCGCAAUUACAAUGAUAUUACAGACCGAAUUAGGUAGCAGAAUGGACAUAACGGCGGAGAGUAUACUAAGCUGGAGUAUAAAGUUGGAUAAGUGGCUAGCUGAUUGGAUCGGAAGAUUGACGACGCAUUUAAAUCCUUCUUCUGCAAAACCUUUACUCUUGACGUAUCACUUUGCAAAACUUUUUCUUCAUAUACAGGCCCUAAACCACAUAAACCCUGAGGAAUUCCUGAGUAUGAACAAAAAAACGGGCUUUAUCAGUUGGUCAGAAAUCGCUGCUACCGAUAUCAUAGAGAUGUUAAUAUAUGACGAAGAUAUUAGGAGACUUAUAAGCUUGGGUCCGGUUUUUUAUCCGACAAUCUUUGUGACCGCUGCUGCAACGCUUUUGAAAAUUGUGACCCUCAGACCAUAUACGAGCUACGAAAUUGAUGAGGAAUAUUUGAUGGGGACUGCGGAAAAGGCCUAUAAUGUAUUAUGUGAAUGUAUUCCAUUUUCGAUUUUGCCUUGCUAUGAAACCGUCCAUAAUUUAGGCAAUGGGAUUAAGAGGGUAAAAGAGCGAUUAUCAACUAAAAACUUGCAAGUCAAUACAAUGACUACUGGGGAGUCAUCAGAGGAAAGAAAUCACAUAAAAAUACUGCAAUUGUCUCCAAACAAUAUAUUAAAUCAAAAUGAUCACCAUUCAUCGAUAUUAAAAGAAAAUAAAAAUAGCAUUGACUCCAAUGCCGCAGUUCUAGAGCUGUCUCAAAAACCAAGGUUUCAAAGUCUAGCGGAAGAUGAUGUUACUAUCACUCUGGAUGCGCUUUUUUUUGAUUCGAAAAAUGACUCGUGGCCAUUCCUCGCGAGCUCGAACCGUCGUGGCUUAAGUUCUACUGGUCCAAGAGACUCGAAAUUUCCUCAGGAUAUUCAGCAAAAUAGACCAGAAAUUUCAGAUUAUCGUGAGCUUUGGGAGACUGAACUAAUUGAUGAUCCUAUGUUUUUUAUGGACGCUUUUAAUACCGAAUUAUUAAAAUCUUUGUACGAGUCACCUCCUCAUGACUGA
Molecule: messenger RNA, 2427 nt
Organism: Priceomyces carsonii
Lineage: Eukaryota; Fungi; Ascomycota; Pichiomycetes; Serinales; Debaryomycetaceae
Product: Zn(II)2Cys6 transcription factor
Exons: 1
Coding region: 1-2427 (808 amino acids)
Biological process (GO): regulation of DNA-templated transcription
Cellular component (GO): nucleus
Molecular function (GO): transcription cis-regulatory region binding; DNA-binding transcription factor activity, RNA polymerase II-specific; zinc ion binding
Source: RefSeq, a predicted model, not a curated record